Messenger RNA from Aspergillus ruber CBS 135680, 591 nucleotides. RefSeq names its product EKC/KEOPS complex subunit CGI121/TPRKB. The transcript is spliced from 3 exons. Gene Ontology annotation, biological process: tRNA threonylcarbamoyladenosine modification; telomere maintenance via recombination. The record is from RefSeq and is a predicted model, not a curated record. NCBI's taxonomy places the organism in Eukaryota, Fungi, Ascomycota, Eurotiomycetes, Eurotiales, Aspergillaceae. Gene Ontology annotation, cellular component: cytosol; nucleus; EKC/KEOPS complex. Bases 1 to 591 code for a protein of 196 amino acids.
AUGUCCGCAUUAGAAACAAUUAAUCUCUCUCACCUGCCUGCAUCUUGGCCGGUUCAUGUCGCGCUCUAUAAGGAUGUGAAGAACGCGCCUUUCCUCCGGCAGCAGCUUAUUUCAGGAAACUCUGAUUUUGAAUAUGCGCUCAUUGACGCGAGCAUGAUCCUGACAAGGACCCAUGUUCUCUCAGCAGUCUUUCGGGCUAUCAAUGACUAUACAAAUGCACGCCUCAAAUCACGCAACAUUCACUCGGAGAUAGUCUUCUCGCUGAGCCCUGCGAAUAAUAUAGCUGAUUCUUUCCGGAAGUUCGGCAUCACGGACUCCACGAAAGAUUUACUGGUGGUGAAGGUGUCUGUCACUCCUGAGAUUACUCAUGAGUCAGUGGCAACACAUCUCGGGGCUUCGAUUGAAGGCUCUGCUGUACCAUUCAAUGACGAAACGCUUGUCGCAACCUCAGAUGUCGCGAAGAUCAAGAAGGCCUAUAAGCUAGGUGGAUUGGCUCCUACACCUGCGAAGACGAAUGACACCAAGAAUCACGAAAGACAACGACUGGAGACUGCCCUUCUGGGAGCCAUUGCAUUACGAGGAGCACUAUGA